Molecule: messenger RNA, 765 nt
Organism: Zonotrichia albicollis (white-throated sparrow)
Lineage: Eukaryota; Metazoa; Chordata; Aves; Passeriformes; Passerellidae
Source: RefSeq, a predicted model, not a curated record
AUGAAGCUCCCGCUUCUUGCUGUGUUUGCUCUGGUGUCUGUGGCUCACUGUGAGGAUGGUGCCAGGCUCCUGGCCUCCAAAUCCCUGUUAAAUAGAUAUGCAGUGGAGGGCAAGGACUUGACUUUGCAGUACAGCAUCUACAAUGUUGGCUCCAGUGCUGCCCUAGACGUGGAGCUGUCGGAUGAUUCUUUCCCCCCAGAACAUUGUGGCAUUGUCUCUGGCAUGCUCAGCGUCAAGUGGGACAGAAUUGCUCCAUAUCUUUUCAUAGCGAGCAAUAUGUCCCACACUGUGGUUCUACGGCCUCUAAAGGCUGGGUACUUCAACUUCACCUCUGCCACCAUCACGUACCUGGCACAGGAGGGUGCCCAGGUGGUGGUUGGCUUCACCAGUGCUCCUGGGCAGGGAGGAAUCCUGGCUCAGCGUGACUUCGACAGGAGGUUCUCCCCUCACUUUGUGAGUACCUUUCCAUGGACAAUGGAAAAGUGCAGCAGGCAGCUGCAGCCCAGUGUGGUGGCUUCCUGCUUGCACAUCGUGUCUGUGGCUUGCCCUGCAGUCACCUGGAGAGCUCCAGAGGGAGCUGGAGUUGGUUCCUGUCAGUUCUCCAGAGAGCUGUCACAGAAACGGCUGAGUUUCCAUCCCAGCUCCCUCUGUGAAGGAGCUGCACUGUGGCAUUUGAGGCAGAAAAUCUGAGAGUAGACUCUUAGAAUCUCCUAGGCUGGAAGGGACCCACAAGGAUUGUGGAGUCCAACUCCUGGCCCUGCAGAG